AUGAACACUGGAGAAGUCAUUUAUACCGUGUUGGAAGUCCUCAUCGCAGUCUGCUGCUGUCUGGGAAACAUGUUGGUUGUUUUUGCUUUGUGGAAAACUAAAGGCAUCCGACAACCCACCUUCUGCCUUAUUGUGUCUCUGGCUGUGGCUGACUUUCUGGUUGGAUUUGUUGCCAUACCAAUGGCUGUGCUGCUGGAUGGACAUCUGGAGACUUCAUUCCACACAUGCCUCUUCAUCAGCUGUGUACUCAUCCUCCUGACCCUAGUUUCAAUCCUGUGUCUGAUGGCUAUUGCUAUUGAUCGUUUCCUGCGGGUCUAUAUCCCUCUGCGAUACAAACGGACUGUAACCUGGAAACAUUCCUAUUCUGUUGCAGCUGUAUGCUGGCUUGUUGCAGUACCACUGAGUUUUACUCCCAUGCUUGGAUGGCAUAAAGACCCACCUGACUCUGCUAAUUCUACAGUUGUUUGCCGGUUCAUAGAAGUGAUUCCCAUGUCCUACUUGGUUUACUUUAAUUUUUUUCUUUGCAACCUGAUGCCUCUGUUGGUGAUGAUUGUUUUGUAUAUAUUCUGUUUUAUUCAUGGAAGACUGAAAGAAAAACCUGGUAAUGGUGCUCAAAAUCAGUCACACAUAUACCUUCAGAAAGAAAAACAGCUUGCAUCGUCUCUGGCUCUGGUCUUGACUCUUUUUGUGGUUUCCUGGCUCCCUAUUCACAUUAUGAACAUCGUGGAUUACUUUCGUGGACCAGACACUGUACCAUACAAAACUUUCUAUGUUGGCAUUCUGCUUUCACACGCUAAUUCAGCUGUCAAUCCAGUAGUGUAUGCAUUUAAAAUAAAAAAGAUCAAGACAGCUUAUGUGAAGAUUUGGAGACAGUUUGUUCUGUGUUCAACAGAAACAGUUAUUUGUUGCCUUGCUCGCCAGACAACAGAAAACGCCAGCAGUAACAUGAGAAGUGGUGAAAACGACACAACGCCGAUCUAA
Messenger RNA from Poecilia latipinna (sailfin molly), 981 nucleotides. RefSeq names its product adenosine receptor A1-like. The transcript is spliced from 2 exons. Gene Ontology annotation, biological process: G protein-coupled adenosine receptor signaling pathway. The record is from RefSeq and is a predicted model, not a curated record. The coding region runs from base 1 to 981 and encodes 326 amino acids. Gene Ontology annotation, cellular component: synapse; plasma membrane; dendrite. Gene Ontology annotation, molecular function: G protein-coupled adenosine receptor activity. Lineage: Eukaryota; Metazoa; Chordata; Actinopteri; Cyprinodontiformes; Poeciliidae.